GACAACAUGUCCAAAAAGUUUAUUUUUUCCGCUGCAGAGGACGAAAUCCUCAUAGAGGAAAUUCAAAAAAAUAAAGUUAUUUAUGAUAGUUCAGAUAAAAACCAUAAAGAUAAAAUUAUGAAAGAUUCCUUAUGGUCGGAAAUUGGGAUAAAGCUCAAUAGAAAUAUUGAUGACUGUAAGAAAAGGUGGAAAAACAUGCGUGACACAUACAUGCGACAAAAAAAAAAAUUGCCUACUGGGUCGGCGACUUCAGACAAAAAAAAAUGGCCUUUGAUGGACUAUCUAUCGUUUUUGGAUACGGUUGAAUAUGAAAGACAAACUUGUACAAAUGUUGAAACGCAAGAAACGACGACAGAACAAAAUAUUAUGUCCAACGAUUUAUUCAGAGACGAAGAAGACAUCGUGGACGUGGAGAAUGAAAGCUGUAACAGUGAAACCGAAGUAUUGAAUUUACCAGCAAUUUCAUUUGGAGGGAAACGAUUACGGUCUAAAGACGAUAAAUUAUCAGCAAUAUUAGCCAAGAGAUCUAAAGAAAGAAAUGAAAUGUUAUCAAAUAUCCAGGCACAAAAUAAUUUAUUAGCAUCGCUGGACCAAAAAGAGGACGAAGUCGACGUUUUUUUUAAAAGUAUUGCCAUGACCGUCAAAAAACUCCCUUCGCGAGCAAUCAACGAAGCUAAGCUGCGAAUAUUGACAAUGGUGAAUGAGAUUGAAGAAAAAUAUGUGGUUCCUGAUCAUACUAAAACCAUUCAACCUAAUUAUGUUCUGCCUUUAAAUAGCAACAACAUGGCACAGUGGUUAUCACCAGCCAACUCGUACACCACUGCUGCGUCGAGUUCUUCAUCUGGAUACAUGCAAUACAAUAAUGAUAGUAACAGCAUGCCACAGUGUCCAUCGCCGGCCAACUCAUCCAACACUGCUGCAUCAAAUAACCAACUGGCAACUACUAUAAAUAAAUGA
Molecule: messenger RNA, 957 nt
Organism: Aphis gossypii (cotton aphid)
Lineage: Eukaryota; Metazoa; Arthropoda; Insecta; Hemiptera; Aphididae
Product: transcription factor Adf-1-like
Exons: 4
Coding region: 7-957 (316 amino acids)
Biological process (GO): regulation of transcription by RNA polymerase II
Cellular component (GO): nucleus; transcription regulator complex
Molecular function (GO): DNA binding
Source: RefSeq, a predicted model, not a curated record